UGCAAAUUCAUCGAUCGCGCAUGCAGCAUACUGCAAUAGUGACUUCAGCUCGCUAAAGAUCGCCAUAUUGGACCGGAGACCAUUCCUCGCCGCACAAAUGAGUCGAAUUUUAUAGCGAUCGCAAUCCAUUGCCAUCCUCCAUUUGUCGAAGAAAUCGGCAAAAUGGAUGUACAAUAUUCCGUUAAAGUAGAUAACAGGUUUUUCCUGGACAUGGAUAUGGUGGGAGAUCCAUUAGAAAUUCUCCCAUCGGAAAAGAAAACACAGAAGAAGGACAAGAAGAAGAAGAGCGAGGCAAAAAAGAAAGCCGAAGGGGAAAAGAAAGAACCUGAGCCCGAACUGAAACCUAAAAAAGAAGAAAUAAAGCAGGAACCACCAACAGACACAAGGAGGCAAGGAGGUCGUGGUGGAAGCCGAGGUGGCGGUAGCCGCCCUGCUGGCGAGAACAGGCGAAACCGAGGCGAGAGACGAGAUGAGACCAGUGAAAACCAAGAGAACCAAGCACCUACUGAGUUCAAGGGUGAAAGGUCGGAGAGGCCCUACCGAAGUGCAGAGCAAGGUGACAGACCGCCGAGGGGAGAACGGGGACGUGGCCGGGGUAGAGGCGGUAGAGGUCGUGGCUUCAGCGCUGGGCGUGACUACCGUGGGAAGAGAGAGUUUGAUCGUCACAGCGGCAACGACAAGAGCAGCUCCUUUAAACCCCAAGACAAACGUGAAGGCGGCGGCUCUCACAACUGGGGCACCUCUAAGGACGACAUGAAGGACCUGAACACAUCCAACGUGACCGACGACGGCGAACCACAAGAAUUCUCAGCACAACCCAUGGACACUGAUGCACAACCGAAAGACCCAGAGGCCGGCGAAGCGAAAGAAGGCGAAGCAGACAUCGACGAGGAAGCCCUGAAGGAAGAGGAAGAAGCCAAGGAGCUGACGCUGGACGAGUACAAACAGCAACUCUCCAAGGAACGAGCCCAGACCCAGUUUAAGAUCCGUCGUCCCGGAGAAGGGGAGGACACCAGCCAGUGGGGUGCGAUGCACGCCCUCAAGAAGCAGGAGAAGAAGGUGGAGGAAGAAAAGCAUUUGGUUCCAGAACACCCUCACAAGGAUCGCCCAACAAAGACCCAGGUAGUGGACAUCAACAUCAGCUUCAACGAGUCUGAGCGCCAAUCUGGAGGCGCACCAGGCGGUCGAGGAGGAAGGGGCGGCCGUGGUGGACGCGGUGGCCGUGGUGGACGCGGUGGUCGUGAAGGUGGCCGGGAUGGCUUCCGUGAAGGCAGCCGUGAUAUCCGUGAGGGUAGCCGUGAUAUUCGUGAGGGCGGCCGUGAUAAUCGCGACAGCCGUGAUAGUCGCGACAUUCGUGAGAGCCGCGACAACCGCGAAGGUCGCGACAAUCGCGAAGGCCGUGAGGAUCGCCGCAGUGGUGAGAAUGACCGUGGUGGAUUCGCCCCACGUGGAAGAGGUGGCUUUGGCCGUGGAGGCGGUGGUAGAGGGCGUGGUGGCCGUGGAGGGCGUGGUGGCGGCGGUGGGCGUGGCCCCAGCAGUCAGGCACCUCUGGUAACCAGUGAGGAAGAGUUUCCUUCCCUGGGCUCCAAGUAAGCCACGCAGCCUUCUCAAGGAGCUGCUCGUAAGCACAAGAUGCUUCACCCUCCACUUAAAAAAAAAAAUGUACCUGCGUGUACAUGAUAAGCCAAUGGCUUGAACUGGAUGACAUUAUUACGUGAUGACGGACGCAAUCAAUGUCUGGAGUUCCGUGUUCUCACAUCCUACAUAGUUCCUUAGCACCCAAUGGAGAUGAUAUUACCAAGUGCCCAUGCUUUGUCACUUGUUCCGCAAACACUUAUGGAGAAGAAAAAAAACACAGCAAAUCCACCUGAGUUGCAGUCUGUAUAAUCGAGACGAUUGCAAGAUUUGAAACUUAAUUUUGUAUGCUUUUUUUCCCCCAGUGCUUAAAAAAAAAUACAUCUUGGUUAUGUUGACCAAGUACUCUAACAAUGCCGACAAAUUGUAACGUUCCUUACAGGUAAAAAAAGAUAAAAAUAAACUAAAAUUUAUAAUAAUAAUAAGCCUGAAAAUAUAGUACUUUUUGAUUCGAUUGAAAAUUCUGAAUCAUCUUUAUCUUCCAUGUUUGUUUUUUGUGUGAAUACCUGUUAUAGAGAUGUCGUCCUUUGGGCCACUCAUAAAUUUCUAUUCUGAAGAGAUCAACGGACAGAUUUUUUGAUAUUUUCUUAUGCUUUAUUAUAAGAGUAUUCUGGUAACUUUAGACGGUAGUUUCUGUUUAUUUUGUAUAAUUUAAUUGUGGCCCAAAGGUGCAUUAUUAUAUUUACGCGAAAAGACCCGAAUCUAUGAUUGUAAUUUUGUUGAAAAAAAAAAGUUAAUAAUCUACCGAAAGUUAUUAUGAUAGUGGUUUUAACAUGGUUCAGGUUGUUAUUGAGACUGAUGGUUGAAUCUGGGAAGUAUGACUUGCCCCAGAUUUAAAUUUAUCAUUUUCUGCUUCCAACUUUAAAAAUAGAAAAAUUU
Messenger RNA from Asterias rubens (European starfish), 2514 nucleotides. Its product is annotated as plasminogen activator inhibitor 1 RNA-binding protein-like. Gene Ontology annotation, cellular component: cytoplasm; nucleus. Lineage: Eukaryota; Metazoa; Echinodermata; Asteroidea; Forcipulatida; Asteriidae. The record is from RefSeq and is a predicted model, not a curated record. The transcript is spliced from 6 exons. The coding region runs from base 163 to 1593 and encodes 476 amino acids. Gene Ontology annotation, molecular function: RNA binding.